AACUCUGCCUCGCUCACUCGUCGUCCGGCGCGCGUCCGAAAAGUAGGAGUUGCUCUCCUCUUCCUUUUGUUAACCCGUUUCUCUCACACACCAAACCACCCGACACAAAAUGUCUGGUCUUGCGGAUCCAGUUGCCUUCGCCAAGGAUUUCGUGGCUGGCGGUGUGGCCGCCGCUAUCUCGAAAACGGCGGUCGCCCCGAUCGAGCGUGUAAAGCUGUUGCUGCAGGUACAGCACAUCUCCAAGCAAAUCCCUGAGGACCAGCGUUACAAGGGUAUGGUAGAUUGCUUUGUGCGCAUUCCAAAAGAACAGGGAUUCCUCAGCUACUGGCGUGGUAACUUCGCCAAUGUCAUCAGAUACUUCCCAACUCAGGCUUUGAACUUUGCCUUCAAAGACAAGUACAAACAGAUUUUCCUUGGUGGUGUGGACAAGAACACCCAGUUUAUGCGCUACUUUGUUGGUAACCUUGCCUCUGGUGGUGCUGCUGGUGCCACUUCUCUCUGCUUUGUCUACCCGCUUGACUUUGCCAGAACUAGGUUGGCUGCUGAUGUAGGCAAAGCUGGAGGUGAACGUGAAUUCUCAGGUCUUGGUAACUGCUUGUCGAAAAUCUUCAAGGCUGACGGUAUUGGUGGACUCUACCGUGGAUUCGGUGUAUCCGUCCAGGGUAUCAUUAUCUACCGUGCUGCCUACUUUGGUUUCUAUGACACUGCCCGCGGUAUGCUGCCGGAUCCUAAGAAGACACCAUUCCUUGUCUCAUGGGGUAUUGCUCAGGCUGUAACCACCGUUGCCGGUAUUGUAUCCUAUCCAUUCGACACAGUACGUAGGCGUAUGAUGAUGCAGUCUGGCCGCGCCAAAUCCGAAAUUUUGUACAAGAGCACCAUUCACUGCUGGGGAACUAUUUACAGACAGGAAGGUGGUAAUGCCUUCUUCAAGGGAGCAUUCUCCAACGUCCUCCGUGGUACCGGUGGUGCGCUCGUGUUGGUACUUUAUGACGAAAUUAAGAAUCUCCUUUAAAACCUCAAAAUUGAACAUCACCUCAUUACCUUCACAAUCACAAUUGCAAAAGUACCAUCGUUAUUACCCUCACCAUCCGAUUUGAAAGCAGUUAUCAGACCGAGUGAAUCCCAGACUGGAAAACAGUAUACAUGCUGUCGAGAAAUUCAGAAACGAUUCAGACUGAGGUGUUUCGCUAACAACCUGUGAAAUGCAUGAAACUCGGCAGACUACGUAUCUCAAUUGUAGAAGAGAAUUCGCUUAAUUUAUUGCCGGAUUCAGUAUUUUCUUGCAGCGGUUCACAUGUGCUAUUUUCAUAUUCCAUUCUCAUAAAAAGCGAAGGGUACAAGAUAUAUUUACAAUAUAUCUGUGGAACUAAGGAUACAGAAUUAACAGCAUGAUGGGUAUAUGAAAUGUUUAAUACAUGUGGUUAAGUAGACGAUGGUUGGGACACUAAGUAGUGAAAAGAAUUAUCUCAAAAAAAAAAUGAGCGUAUAAAUACAAUUGUACGAGAGAAGGACGCGCGACGAAAUAUCAUUACGGCGAUGGCGGGGCGCGUAGACAUGGGCCGCCCCCCGCCCUUAUUCUCGGCCCGUUGUAGAUAAUUAAUAAAGUAUCAUGAUGUCAGUGAAGUUCAUCGAGGUUCAGUGAACAGUAAUUUAAUUUCGCACUACAGACAACAAUGUGUAAGAUAAUGAGAAGCGUUACUCUGUGCGUGUGCAUCUAAUCUGUUCAUUUUAAGAUGCAUCCAGAGAAAACAGCAGAAUCAAUAAAAGUAAUCUAAAAUUUCG
This is a messenger RNA of Dufourea novaeangliae, 1782 nucleotides long. RefSeq names its product ADP,ATP carrier protein 2 (gene Ant). Gene Ontology annotation, molecular function: ATP:ADP antiporter activity. Gene Ontology annotation, cellular component: mitochondrial inner membrane. The record is from RefSeq and is a predicted model, not a curated record. NCBI's taxonomy places the organism in Eukaryota, Metazoa, Arthropoda, Insecta, Hymenoptera, Halictidae. Bases 110 to 1012 code for a protein of 300 amino acids. The transcript is spliced from 4 exons. Gene Ontology annotation, biological process: mitochondrial ADP transmembrane transport; mitochondrial ATP transmembrane transport.